AGCGGCAGUCUUCUUCUCCCCGGUCACCGGUGUGCAGCGCGCGCCCGCCAGCCACACGGUUGUAAUAAUCGCUCCGCGGCCGUCGGACGCAGAGCACUUGUCAAUUCCGCCGCCGCCACUUAAUGUUAUAAUUUGUCACAUUACUGCUGCUGUACGGAUACAUAUAGUCGCGAUCGAUCAUAUAUUUAUCGAUCAUUAACGAGCAGUAAUAGCGACCGUCACAACACAAUAAUUCGAGUGAUCCAUAUAAACGGAACGAUCGAUCGAUCGAUUUAAAACAACCGUUCAAAUGGAGGGGUGGCGGCAUCUGAAGUUGGUGUGUGGUGUCUCGGCGCUGUUAUUCGCUGCGUGUUUGGCCCGGCCACAGGAUUCCUCCGCUGUCGCAGCCACCGUCAAAGAAGUGCCGCAGAGACCUAUGACUCUGACCAAUGGCUACCAUCCAUCAUCGUUUCCGUUCAACAACGGUGAACCAUUCGUCGUUGAUCCCAACUCAGGUUCAAUAGACUUCAAUACUAAACCACCUUCGGGCGCGGCCCAGAGGUCCGAUGACUAUUAUGAUUACGACGCUACAAAGUUAGAGGAGGUGCCAUUCGACUAUAAGGGCGAUCCAAUUGACAGGAAAGACGUGGCGGGACCAGGUCUGCUGCCUAGGCCCAACGAUAUUGCACCCACCAAAAACAAGCAGACGGACAUCUAUCAAUUCCUGAACCUGCCCGUAAAGUAUAGCUCUAGUGAUCGGUUUCCGCUCAUGUCCAGCUCAUACGCCAACACAAAAAUUCAAGGGUCAGGCGGGUCGUCGCCAUCGUCGCCACUCAGCAAUCACAAGAUGCCAUCCGCUUCAACUCAAACACCAACGGUAGUAACUUCUCCCACUACUACUGCUUCGUCAUGGUACAAUACCGUCAAGUUUACUACCGUUAGGCCCACUACUGCUCCGACUCGUGCCCCGACAACUCGUGCCCCGACAACUACCACGACGCCGGCCCCGGUUCAACAGCAAGAGGAAUAUGAAUACGAUUACGACUACCCUCACCCACAAGAACCGACGUUACACCAUGAAACCACUACCACACAGGCAGCGAUCAGUUCCACGACCACUACCACUACUUCCACCACCACUACCACCUUGAAUCCGACCACAGCCGUUCAUCUCACCAAUCCGCCUCCACCGUUGUCGUCGUCGUCGUCAUUCUUUAUUACUCCUGAACCAUCCACUGCUGCCACGAGCAUAUCACCGUCUUCAACCACAACGACACCAUCAGCUCCGACUACCUUGCCCGUCGUCAACAAAACUGCGGGCUCUGUGCAGGUAACUACUGCCAGACCAGAGAUCGAUUCCAAACUGGACGGAACAUCAUUUGCUGAUUACGACGAUGCGAUCAAACCAGCAGAGAAACCACACCCACAGGAGAUGUAUGGUCAACACUUUAAACCCUUAAACGGAAACUAUCAGUUCGGCGGUGAUAAACCGUAUCCAUUGAUCACCAACAGCAAAGUGCCAAUGACGUUCACCGCUCACGUAUCAUCUGGUAUAUCGUUGAACCAACCGAAGGAUCAACCGUCGAAUAUCAAACCACCCCCAGCACCGGUAUCGGAGGAACCGAUAUACUCAUCUAGGCCUUUGCGCCCAGAAAAUAUAGAAGAUACAGUAAAACCCGAGGAAACUGCUGUGUAUGAAAAUUCCAGAGUGACGUUUAAUAGCGGUAAACCUGAUUCUCCGAUAAACCCAGAACUAGCAUCGCCGUAUUUAAAACCCAAACCGACAAAACCGAAUGGAAAUCCUGAUCAGUUUGAAACAGUUUACUACAAAGUCAGGCCGGAUACAUAUAAUACACAACAACUUCCUAGUACGGUUUCAAACCGACCAACGAAUCCUUUAAUCCAAAGUCGACCAUAUCAACCAGAGCCGCCUGUAAUAAAAACUUCCCAAGACAUACCUAGAAAACCGGUGAAUACAGAGCUUCAAAUGUCUCAAGGACGACCACCACCAUAUCCGAUACAACCAGAUGUAUAUGUCAAAAAUAAACCACAAUACACUCCUCCACAGAGCCAACCAGAUACAUCUAAGUUUAAACCACCCAAACAUGUGAUAAACCAUUUCAUAAAAACCCAGCCUAACGAAGACAAUAAAAGCUACGCUCUUCAAACUUCUUUCUCGAUUGGUAUGGACGGAGAACGGACAGAUGCACGUCCAGCACAAGGUAUCGGACAAGUUUUAAUGGUUGAAGACGGUUCUUCUGAAAUCGAAGUUAAUCAUACGGUACCAAUUAAGACCAAAUCAACUACGUCAAUUCCACUCGUUCCUCCACCAAGACCUAUCCAGAAACAACAACCACCGUAUCCAAGACCUCAAUGGGAGAACGCACCAAAACCUCCAACAUAUUAUCCACCUCCAAAACGCGAUGGCGCCAUACCUCCACCACAAAGACCAAAUUUACCCAACAUUUUACCUCAAUUCAGACCAAACGCCAGAGUCGAUACACCACCAACGGUACCUCAAUCACAUUCCGCGACCAUUGAAAGAGUUCAAAUUCCAAUAGAUCAUCUAAGACCCCCACCCCUUCCAAAACCCCAAUUUUUAAAAGUAGACAGAAAUGAUGAUAGUAUUGAUGAAGAAAUUCCAAAUAUACCAGAAAAAGAAACAAGAAUUUUGCAAAGACCCGGACCACAACCAGCAAAAGUGACUACUUUGCAAAUGAUCCAACACGGAACUCCGACAAAAUUGAGGGAUGAUAAUAAAGAAAAUCCUGUACAUAUUAUUUAUGCAGCAAACACUCCACCAAAACCAUCUGAAAAAAUAAUAGAUGAUUCCGUAAUGCUAGACGUAAAUGAUAGAUCUGAUGUUCCAAUAUUAAAAACUAAAACUUCUAAUAUCAAGCCUACAAAAAUGGACUUCCCAUAUCAAAUCGUUAAACCUGAUGAAAAUCAAAACGGAUCUUCGUUGGAGUAUACAGCAUAUAGUCCAACAAAAUUAGAUACAAUCAAACCAAAUAUUGAUCAAGAAUUAGUGCCAAACCUUCAAGAUUAUGUUCCAAUUGUAACUCGUGAUUCUACUUCAAACGUUGUGGUUUCGCAAAAACCAAUUACGGCUACAUUAAAAACAUCAGAAGAUAAUCAUAAGAUAGUUGAUGAAGGUCACAAACCACAAUUGCAAAAUUUUCAAAUACCCUUUCAGCCAAGUUUAAAAUUGCCAGAAAAUAGUAAUGGAUGGUCAGUCGUAAGAAAAUCACAAAUUGAUAACGCUUCUGAGAGAAUAGAUGAAACUGGUGAUGUGGUUGGGUCUACAGAGAAGUUCGAUCCAGAUAAUUUUAAACCGCAAUUAGUUGGAGGUUUUAUGCCAAUAAGUCCUCCUUCAGAAGAUGUAAAAGAAAAACAAACAGUUGAACAAUCUGAAAGAGCAAGAAGAUUUAUAAGAGAUUAACUGAAUAAAUAAAUAAUAAUAAUAUUUAUAAAUCCAUUGCAAAUAGUAUUAGAAAUACUCAAAUACAUAAAUUACAUAAAUAAACAUGUCAUAAACCCAUAACUCAUAUUUUGUAAGCUGAUCACCCUACAAGUGAAUAUUUAUUUAUUUAUGUAUAUAAUGUAUAGAUAAAAGUAGAUACGAUAACUAAAGUAAAAAUAUAAGACCUAACAGUAUUUAAUUGAUUGUGUAAUUUAAAAUAUUAUAAAAUAGGUAUAUUUAUGUACAAUAUUAGUUUGUGCAUAAACAAUAUACAGAAGUAUUGAAUUAUAACAUAACUUCACAUUAAAUGAUUAACUAAUAAUGUACUUGCCCAAUAAGUCAAAUAUUUAUAAUAUUAAUUUGAUAAAAUCAUUCAUCAACAAUAUUUAUUUAUAACAUAUUUCCUAAAUAUUGUAAAAACCAUGUAUAUAUAUAUAUUUAUUUUUAUUUUACAAAUAUUGUAGACAUCCUAAAUGACAAAUAAUGAAAUAAAGCUCAAUAAUUAUACUAUUUUAUUUUGUAUGUAAUUUAAUGCUAAGGAGUAGUUUUAAGCUAUAGUGUUACAUAUAUACUCGUAUUAUAUAUAUAUUUAUGU
This is a messenger RNA of Aphis gossypii (cotton aphid), 4037 nucleotides long. Its product is annotated as mucin-2-like. The coding region runs from base 290 to 3421 and encodes 1043 amino acids. The transcript has 2 exons. NCBI's taxonomy places the organism in Eukaryota, Metazoa, Arthropoda, Insecta, Hemiptera, Aphididae. The record is from RefSeq and is a predicted model, not a curated record.